AUGUUAGACCUGUCAACCUAUACUGUCGAGAAAAAGAACAUACCCCAGUUCGGGUUGCCAGCGAGCUUUGCCCUCUACGCUGAACAGUCUGAAGCUACCUAUGCAAUCUUUGAACCGGGCGUUGUUGCAAUUCUUCGUAAAUACGAAAAGGCAAUCGAACACGUGCACAUCUCGGAUCAAGUACAGGGAGAAACGUACACUCGGUUACCCGAAGUCGUUCGAUUGGUGCAGUUUUGCCUGAAUCUAGACGAGUGCCGCGAUAAGGAUGCACACGAACUUCCUUCAUUUGCCAGAGCGAAACAAAAAGCGGACAAGAGAAGGCGCGAAGUGGAGGAGGCAUUCAUAAAAACCACUCAUCAGCUGAGACAAGAAGCAGCACAGGCUCGACGUGAAGAGAAAACUCGGGAGCGAAAACAACGUCUAUUGGAGGAAGAAGAUCCCGAGAAACAAAGGCGUCUCGAGAAACUGGAAAUGAAACGAGAAGCGAAGGCAAAGCAACCGAAGAUGAAACAGCUCAAAGUUAAGAUGUGA
Molecule: messenger RNA, 531 nt
Organism: Cooperia oncophora
Lineage: Eukaryota; Metazoa; Nematoda; Chromadorea; Rhabditida; Trichostrongylidae
Source: the annotation of a GenBank genome assembly